Molecule: messenger RNA, 198 nt
Organism: Cetraspora pellucida
Lineage: Eukaryota; Fungi; Glomeromycota; Glomeromycetes; Diversisporales; Gigasporaceae
Source: the annotation of a GenBank genome assembly
AUGUAUCUCAAUAAUUUGUGUAUUAUAACUGAAGAUAAACUUGAAGAUUCUGAAAUUGUUGAAAUAGUUUUGGAUAAAGAAAAUCAAAGUAAAAAUGGAGAUCCAGAUGAUUCAGAUAAAGAAGAAUUAGAAAUUCCAAGAGCUGGUAUUUGUACCCCCAAAUUUGGUAUUCGUAUUCUCUAUGAUAGUAAUUUCUGA